Messenger RNA from Rubroshorea leprosula, 702 nucleotides. NCBI's taxonomy places the organism in Eukaryota, Viridiplantae, Streptophyta, Magnoliopsida, Malvales, Dipterocarpaceae. The record is from the annotation of a GenBank genome assembly.
CCCCAAAUUUCCACUUGACAUUUUUUUCUUCCACUCGCCAAUUUUCACCGAGUGUUCGAUGCUUUUUGCCAACCCACUAGGGCCUACCCGUGCCAACCCCCUACCCCAAAUUGUACUCUCCUUCUACGGAUUUCCACAUCUCAUCUGUUUGGAUACAGAGGAGACUGAUCCCACUGCAUAUGGAGGACCCUUAGAUCUCUCAAAAUCACAGGAUGGGAUUGCUGCCUUGGUUUUGGGUUUUUUAGAGGAGACUGAUCCCACUGCAUAUGGAGGACCAUUAGAUCUCUCAAAAUCACAGGGUGUGAUUCCUGCCUUGGUUUUUGGUUUUUCAGGAUUUUCAUAUCUCAUCUGUUUGGAUACAGAGGACAAUGAUCCCACUGCAUAUGGAGGACCCUUAGAUUUCUCAAAAUCACAGGAUGGGAUUCUUGCCUUGGUUUUUGGGUUUUCAAGUUUGGAUACAGAGGAGACAGAUCCCACUGCAUUUGGAGGACCCUUAGACUUCUCAAAAUCACAGGAUGGGAUUCCUGCCUUGGCUUUGGGUUUUUCAGGUAAGUUCUCAACAAUUCCUCGCAGAAUUGGAGCUGUCCCAAUAUAACUUUUGGAUAGAAAGUUAGAAAAAAAAGGGAGAAAAAGAAAAAGAAGAGUAGAGAGAGAGAGAGAGAGAAGAAGAUAAAAUAAUGUUAAUGAAAUUAAUAUUUUUUC